AUGGACGACAGGCCUACACCCAAAGAUACCGACAUUCCGGGAGGCUUCCCAGAAUCGCCGCCGGGUCCAACACCGAUAACUGAAAGAAAUUUUCCAUUGGUAACACCUGAACUACGCGCUUCCCGUUCGUACACCAACACGCCGACCGAGCCCACUCGCACACCAGAACCAACGGUAGGAGGUAAUGCGGUCUCGAGUUCUUCAUCUUUGACAGAAAAGGAAGACGUGAAAACGGAAAUCGGCAGCCAAGAUGCUGGCUCCGAAGAGCGGUUCGCUCCGCUGCGUACCAAUUCGCAGCCUGUAAAAGCGACCGACAGCAACUCCAGGCCAGGAUUUGACCGCAAAAAGACCAGCCACACCGAAGAUGAUAUUUUCCGGGCUUUAUCAAGGCGGCGCACCAGCGGAACACAGGCGUCAGCACCGGCCGACAGCGAUGAGGACGAAGGCCAGGAGAUCGAGCGCCUCGUCUCGAGGAUGUUUGGCCACGAGCGUCAGCAGCAAAGCGACGAGGAAAAGACGCGACGCAGCGGCGUCAUAUUCAGAGACCUGACCGUCAAGGGAGUCGGUCUGGGCGCCAGUCUCCAGCCCACCGUCGGCGACAUCUUCCUGACACUGCCGCGCAAGAUCAAGCAUCUCUUUACCAAAGGGCCACGGGCCGCAUUCGCGAAGCCGCCGGUGCGAGAGCUCAUCUCCCACUUUGACGGCUGCGUGCGUCCAGGCGAGCUGCUGCUGGUGCUGGGUCGCCCCGGAUCCGGCUGCAGCACCUUCCUCAAGGCCUUCUGCAACCAGCGCGCCGGCUUCGAGUCCGUCUUGGGUCAUGUCACGUACGGAGGCGUCGACGCCGAGACCAUGGCCCGCCACUACCGCGGCGACAUCAUUUACAACCCGGAAGAAGAUCUGAACUACGCCACGCUCUCGGUCAAGCGCACCCUCCACUUUGCGCUCGAGACUCGGGCGCCCGGCAAGCAGUCGCGCCUCGAGGGGGAGACCCGAGAAGACUACAUCCGCGAGUUCCUGCGCGUCAUCACCAAGCUCUUCUGGAUCGAGCACACCCUCGACACCAAGGUCGGCAAUGAGUACGUGCGCGGUGUGUCGGGAGGCGAGAGGAAGCGUGUCAGCAUCGCCGAAGCCAUGAUCGCGCGAGCUUCAGUGCAGGGCUGGGACAACUCCAGCAAGGGCCUGGACGCCAGCACCGCCGUCGAGUAUCUGCGGUCGAUCCGGGCCAUGACCAACAUGGCCAACACGUCGACGGCCGUGUCGCUCUACCAGGCCGGCGAGUCGCUGUACGAGCUCGCCGACAAGGUCCUGCUCAUCGACGCCGGCAAGUGUCUCUAUUUCGGACCGUCGGAGCAGGCCAAGCAGUACUUUGUCGACCUCGGCUUUUCCUGCCCCGAACGUUGGACCACGGCAGAUUUCCUCACCUCGGUCACGGACCCGCACGAGCGGCACAUCCGCCAGGGCUGGGAGGACAGGAUCCCCCGGACCCCGGAGCAGUUUGCCGAGGCGUACAGACGUAGCAGCAUCUACCGGGCCAACCUUGAGGACAUGUCUCGAUUUGAGGCCGAGCAGCAGCAGCAGGUCGAAGCUCGCGCCGCCGUCCAGGCCGGCAAGCCCAAGCGGCAGCGGACCAAGAACUACGAGAUCCCGUUCCACAAGCAGGUCGUGGCCUGCACCAAGCGCCAGUUCCUCGUCAUGAUCGGCGACAAGGCUUCGCUGCUGGGCAAAUGGGGUGGCCUGGUGUUUCAGGGGCUGAUCAUCGGCAGUCUCUUCUUCAACCUGCCCGAGACCGCCUCUGGUGCCUUCCCGCGCGGUGGCGUGCUCUUCCUGCUGCUGUUGUUCAACGCGCUGCUGGCGCUGGCCGAACAGACUGCCGCGUUCGAGUCCAAGCCUAUCCUGCUCAAGCACAAGUCCUUUUCCUUCUACCGCCCCUCCGCGUACGCCAUCGCUCAGACCGUCGUCGACGUGCCGCUUGUUUUUAUCCAGGUUGUGCUCUUCACCGUCAUCAUCUAUUUCAUGUCCCACCUGGCGCGGACCGCGUCGCAGUACUUCAUCGCCAACUUGAUCCUCUGGCUGGUGACCAUGACGACUUAUUCCUUCUUCCGUGCCAUCUCGGCCUGGUGCGGAACUCUGGACGUGGCCACGCGCUUCACUGGUCUUGCGGUUCAGAUUCUCGUCGUGUACACUGGCUAUCUGAUCCCUCCGACAUCCAUGCCAGUCUGGUUUGGCUGGCUCCGCUGGAUCAACUGGUUGCAGUACGGAUUCGAGUGCCUGAUGUCAAACGAGUUCUACACACAGGAGCUCACGUGCGACGGGCCCUUCCUCGUUCCCCAGGGACCCCAAGCCGAGCCGGAAUAUCAAGGAUGCACUCUUGCUGGCAGCACGCCUGGCUCUUCAACCGUCAGCGGCUCAAACUACAUCAACGCGUCCUUUGACUACACUCGCGCCCACCUCUGGAGGAACUUUGGGUUUUUGUGGGCGUUUUUCAUCUUCUUUGUCAUCCUCACCGCCGUCGGCAUGGAGAGGAUGAAGCCCAACAAGGGAGGUGGUGCCAUAACCGUCUUCAAACGGGGACAGGUGCCCAAGCAGCUGGAGAGCACCAUCGAGACUGGCGGCAAGGGAAAUGGAGGGAAGGAAAAGGAUGAGGAGGUUGGGUCACCGGGGUCUGAUUCUCCAACCGCCGUAUCACAGGGCGAGGGAUCAACCGAGGACGAGGACAAGACGGCCAAUCAGGUGGCCAAGAAUGAGACCGUUUUCACCUUCAAGAACGUCAACUACGAAAUCUCCAGCAAGGGCGGCAAGCGUAAGCUUCUAUCUGAUGUUCAAGGAUAUGUCAGACCAGGGAAGCUCACGGCUUUGAUGGGUGCUUCUGGCGCGGGAAAGACCACACUCCUCAACACACUCGCCCAACGGAUCCAAACAGGCACGGUCACGGGCGAGUUCCUCGUGGAUGGCCGACCCUUGCCCAAAUCGUUCCAGCGCGCCACCGGCUUUGCAGAGCAGAUGGAUAUCCACGAGCCCACGGCCACCGUGCGCGAAGCCCUCCAGUUCUCGGCUUUGCUCAGACAACCCCGCGAGGUUCCCAAGCAAGAAAAGCUCGACUACUGCGAAACCAUCAUCGACCUUCUUGAGAUGCGCAGCAUCGCCGGGGCUACGAUCGGCAACGUCGGCGAGGGUCUCAACACGGAACAACGCAAGAGGCUGACCAUUGGUGUGGAGCUGGCCUCGAAGCCCGAGUUGCUAAUGUUCCUCGACGAGCCGACGUCUGGGCUCGAUUCGGGGGCUGCGUUCAACAUCGUCCGCUUCCUGAGAAAGCUCGCCGACGCGGGGCAGGCGGUGCUGUGCACGAUACACCAACCGUCGGCUAUUCUUUUUGAAAACUUUGACGAGCUGCUCCUCCUCAAGGCUGGGGGCCGCGUGGUCUAUCACGGGCCGCUCGGCCACGACAGCCAGGACCUGUUGGGAUACCUAGAGUCCAACGGAGCUCACAAGUGCCCACCCAAUGCCAACCCGGCCGAGUACAUGCUCGACGCCAUCGGAGCCGGCGAUCCGGACUACAAGGGCCAGGACUGGGGUGACGUGUGGGAGAGGUCCAAGGAGCGCGAGGCGAGGACGCGCGAGAUCGACGACAUGAUCUCUCAACGGCAACAAGUCGAGCGGACCGACAGCCUGCGCGACGAACGCGAAUACGCCAUGCCUCUGUCUGCGCAGAUGUCGGCGGUCGUGCGCCGCUCCUUUGUCUCGUACUGGCGCAACCCAGGCUACCUCGUCGGCAAGUUCAUGCUGCACAUCCUGACCGGGCUCUUCAACUGCUUCACCUUCUUCCGCAUAGGGUUCGCGUCCAUCGACUACCAGAACCGGCUGUUUUCCAUCUUCAUGACGCUCACCAUCUGCCCGCCGCUGAUCCAGCAGCUGCAGCCCGUCUUCAUCGACUCGCGCCAGAUCUUCCAGUGGCGCGAGAACAAGGCCAAGAUCUACAGCUGGUCCGCCUGGGUCACGGGCGCCGUGCUGGCCGAGAUCCCCGUCGCCAUCGUCGCCGGCGCCGUCUACUUCAACUGCUGGUGGUGGGGCAUCUUUGGCUGGCGCGACCUCAUGCCGGCCUCGUCCUCGGCCCUGGCCUUUUUGAUGGUGGUGCUCUUCGAGCUGUACUACGUCAGCUUCGGCCAGGCCGUGGCCGCCUUUGCGCCAAACAAGCUCCUGGCCUCGCUGCUCGUGCCGCUGUUUUUCACUUUUAUCAUCAGCUUCUGCGGCGUCGUGGUGCCCCCCGCGCAGAUCCCGACCUUUUGGCGGGAGUGGAUGUACUGGCUCUCGCCGUUCCACUAUCUCCUCGAGGUCCUGCUGGGCGUGGCCGUGCACGACCAGCCGCUCCAGUGCGAGCCGGACGAGCUCGCCCGGUUCGAGCCGCCGCCGGGCUCGUCGUGCGACGAGUACGCCGGCCCCUACGUCCAGCAGGCUGGAGGACGGCUGCAGACCGGCCAGGGCGGCAUGUGCGAGCUGUGUCAGUACGCCGACGGCGAUCAGUUUGCCGCGGGUUUCAGCGUCUAUUACUACAACCGCUGGCGCGACGUGGGCAUAUUCUGUGGGUUCAUUGUCUUCAACUAUGCGGUUGUGUAUCUGGCUACUUGGCUCAAGUUCAAGGGGAAGAAUCCGCUUCGCAUGUUUGGAAGGCUGAAGAGCGGCUGA
Messenger RNA from Pyricularia pennisetigena, 4680 nucleotides. RefSeq lists its product as uncharacterized. Gene Ontology annotation, biological process: transmembrane transport. The record is from RefSeq and is a predicted model, not a curated record. The transcript has 2 exons. The coding region runs from base 1 to 4680 and encodes 1559 amino acids. Lineage: Eukaryota; Fungi; Ascomycota; Sordariomycetes; Magnaporthales; Pyriculariaceae. Gene Ontology annotation, cellular component: membrane. Gene Ontology annotation, molecular function: ATP binding; ATP hydrolysis activity; ABC-type transporter activity.